This is a messenger RNA of Monosiga brevicollis MX1, 4584 nucleotides long. RefSeq lists its product as uncharacterized. Lineage: Eukaryota; Choanoflagellata; Craspedida; Salpingoecidae. The record is from RefSeq and is a predicted model, not a curated record. The transcript has 21 exons. Bases 1 to 4584 code for a protein of 1527 amino acids. Gene Ontology annotation, molecular function: RNA methyltransferase activity; phosphatidylinositol binding; protein binding. Gene Ontology annotation, biological process: tRNA methylation; L-glutamine metabolic process; rRNA base methylation.
AUGGGAUCCAGUAGCUCCGUGGCCCGCGCCCAAAAGGGACCCGCGCUCUCCGCCGACCAGCGGUCCUCAAGCCUGGGUCUGCUCAACGAGACGCUUGCCACCUAUAAUGAACGCGCCGAGGACUGGCGACGUACCUCACAAGAGCAGCGCCGAGCCUCGGCCCCACUCACGGGCACCUCUUCUCACAGCUUGGGCAAAGCAUCACCAAGCACGCCCCCGGCUUUCCCUGAUUUACCCUCUGGCGGCCGACCGCGACCCUCCGUCAGUCUGCCCUCCAUUCAUCGACAGGGCUCCCUUGAGCUGCCAAAUCGCAAGGUCCAACGCGAGCGCUCCUCGGUAACAGACCUUCCUGCGCUCCGCAAAAGCAACCCUGUGGCACAGGACCCCCAUUUAAGCCCGGCACCGCCAACUUCCCACAGCAGCCCCAACUCAUCCUUUCGCACUCCAGGCGCUGCGGAGAACGUUGCAGCAGCGAGUCCUGGUGCCGUCAGCACGAGCAACGAGUCAGUCUUCUUCAACCAAGGCAAAAACAACACGCGUCGUCGCAAACCCAGCGUUGCCGGAACGGCCUCUUUUCUUAAGCGUGUGCCCAAGCUUUUGGAGCAAGCCUUUGAGGAGAAUCGUGACAAUCUCGAGGGAGUGGCGCCAGGCUAUUUUGAUGUCGAUCCUACCAUCGAGUAUGGCGUGGCGGCCACCCUGAUUGAUGGCGCAACCUAUCAAUACGGCUACCAGGAAGACUUUACCCUGCAGGCAGCUGUGUUGCCCAUUGUCCUCUGUUCGGCCUAUCGCCUGAUUGGCCAAGCUGGCGUUGAGGAGUACACUGGCGUUGAGCCGUCCGGGGCUAAUUUUGACAGCUUCUCCAUGAGCGAGGAUGGUCUUCCGCAUAACCCACUGAACAACCUUGGAGGUCUUGUCCUUUGCGCUCUCAUCCUACGUGAGGCUCAAACAGUGCCCCAAGCAUUCAAGCUGAUUCAAGAUCUGGCCAAGUGUGCCGUGGGCUCUUCCGGGCGCGUUUUCUUCGAUAACGCCGUCUACCUCGAGGAGCUGGAGCAUUCGGACCGUAAUCGUGGUCUGCUUCAUCAUCUUCGCGAAUCGCCCAAGAUGCAAACAUUGUUCGAAGUGGUCGAUAGCAAAUCUACGCUCGAGCUCUAUCUGCAGUGCUGUAGCCUGGCCACAACAGCCGCGGGCUUGGCCACCAUGGCCGCGACGCUGGCCAACUUUGGUUGGAACCCCUUGACGCACCGCUGGGUGAUGCCUUCGUGGGCGGCCAAGCUUACGCUCCAACACAUGUUGGCAUCGGGCUUGUACCAUGCCUCGGGCAACUUUGCUUAUCGCGUGGGUAUCCCGGCCAAGAGUGGCGUCUCAGGUGCCUUUAUGAUGGCGGCACCGGGUUAUGGUGGCUUUGCCGUGAUUUCCCCGCUCAAUGACGGCCGCGGCAACAGCAUCCGGGGCAUGCGUGUCGGGCAAACCCUGAGCGAGGCCGUGCGCGAGCUCCACUACAUGCAUGCCGUGCAGCGUGCGGCGGUGAGCAUGACUCGCAACAAGGUCAACAUGUCAGAAAACCCCAACUUUGUGCUCCUGGCUGCUGCAGAGGCCAACGCGUGCGAUCAGAUUUCGCGCUUGCUGGAGGAUGAGCUCGUGACGGACAUUGACGUCCGUGAUCCCCAGGGCCAGACGCCACUGCACCGUGCCAUUGCCAGCGCCAAAACCGACCACGCGUUCACAUCAGCUUUGGUUCAUGUGCUGGAUGAGGAGAUGGUUUUAUACGAGACACGGCAGCUGGGCAUUGCAGACGACCAUGUGUGGCGCAUGUGGCGGGCCAUCCUUCACAACGGCGUCACCAACGUGCGCGAUAUUCCAGAGCUGCCCAAGAAGCUGUAUCAAGUAAUCGAGGAGAAAUUUGCGCUCACCACCUCACGCCUGGUGAAGGAAGAGACCUCUGCAGACAACACCACAACCAAGCUGCUCAUCGAGCUGCAGGACGGUGCUCAGAUUGAAACGGUCAUCAUGCGUUAUGGCCGCUUUGAGCUGCGCAACUUUCCCGAGGACGCACAGAAAAAAUCGUCGGAUGGAGAAGUUUCUUUUGUCAGCAAGGAGCGUGCCACCGUGUGUGUGUCCUCGCAAGUUGGCUGCCAAAUGGGCUGCACGUUUUGUGCUACCGGUACCAUGGGGCUCAUGUCCAACCUCGCGGCGGGCGAAAUCUUGGAGCAGCUGUAUCAUGCCAAUCAAGUGGAGAAGAUUCGCAACGUCGUGUUUAUGGGCAUGGGCGAGCCCCUGGACAAUUACGAUGCUGUACGCUUUGCCGUCUCGGCCAUGACCGAUGUCCGCCGCUUUAGUCUCGGGGCUUCAAAGAUCAGCGUGUCAACAGUGGGCGUUGUCCCACGGAUACAUCAAAUGGUGGAAGAUAUGCCUGAUGUGGGACUCGCCUUGAGUCUACACGCACCGAAUCAAGAGCUCCGCGAAGAGAUUGUCCCGUCAGGUCGCUCUUGGCACUUGGAUCGCAUUAUGGAGGCCAUUGACCAUUUUCAGGAAACGCGUCAGGAGACAAGUCGGCGUCGACGCACACACAUUCUCAUUGAAUAUGUCCUCAUUGACGAGGUCAACUCGACUGAGGAGGUGGCUCAUCAGCUGGGCCAUCUGCUCAAGGACCGCGAUGUCUUGGUCAACGUCAUUCCCUACAACCCCACCGAUGUGCCACAUGAUUACAAGCCACCAUCCCGAGCCACAACAGAUCGUUUCAACGAGAUUGUGCGUAGCUACGGGCUUCGCACCAUCAUUCGUCAAGAGCUGGGCCAGGAUGUGAACGCUGCUUGUGGACAACUCGUGGUCCGCUCUCAGCGCGCCAAGGAAGCCAACGCCGCAGCUGCCCCAGCCGUGGGGGAUCUCGAAGAUCUCAUGAGCCGCAAGGGUAACAAGGCAACCGAGGCCGAGACCCGAGCGCGUGUGCGCCGCCGCAAGGCCGGUGCAAGCGAUAGCACCAGCCCCACUUCUGACAAGGAGGCAGCGCCCGCGACAACUACAACGGUCCCCAAGGCAUCGCAAAGCUCCUGGAGCUGGCUGAUCAACCAUGAUCGCUUGUUUGUCGGCAGAUCCGUGCCGCAGGUGUACCAUGACGUGUACGCUGCUGUUUGUCCUGCCGACGAGGGCCGAAUCACGUCCAACACCUUCCUUGCGAUUGCUUCCCAGGCCUCGAUACCCAUUGGGGAUGCCAAACAGGCAUGGCAUCUCUCUGACCCUUUCCGAACGGGUAGCAUUGACAAGUCUGGCCUUUUUCAGGCUUUGGCUAUGCUUGCACUGGCCCAACAGGGUAUGGUAUUUACGGUGGCAGCGGUUGAGGCGUUGCCUGAAUUGCCACCAUUGAAGCUUGAUCGUAUGGAGGCUUUGCGGGCGGCUGGCAUUGAGUCGGGCAAGAGGGCGGAUUAUACGUAUCGUGAGUUUGAAGAGUCUGAGUUUGUUCAAGUCAUGCUUGGCCAUGCCACAGGCAUGCUGAAGAAACAUACCAAUUACGAAGUUUUUUCCAAGCGCAAGUCUACAACUGUGUCACGGCGCUUCUCCGACUUUGAGCCUUUGGACGCCUAUCUGCGCAAGCGCUACCCCUAUCGCAUUAUUCCCCAGCUUCCUCCCAAAACAUUUGGGGGUGGCAAUAUGAAGCCCGAAUUCAUCGAGCAUCGCCGCCGCGGUCUCCAGCGCUAUCUAAUGUUUGUGGGUCGCCACCCCGUGCUGCAAGACGAUGAGAUCUUGACUGCCUUCCUGACAGACUCGUCCAGCGACAUUCAACUCAAGGUCAAAGACGCCACCAAGCAUGUGCGGGAAGAAUUUUACACGCAUGCUUUGGCGGCCGAGGCUAGCGAGCUGGUGCCUGACGACAUGGCCAAGCGCAUCGCAGGGCUUCAAACUGAGAUUCCCGAAGUCAUGGAUAUUGUUGGUCAGCUGAUGAACACGGCGCAGGCUGUGAGUGACAAUACGCAAGCGCGGGCUCAGUUGUGGCGCGAUUUUGCGGAGCAACUGCGUUCUUUUGGGGCAACACCCACGGGAAAUAUGGCUGGUGAAACGCGCUGGCAGGAAGCCAACCGCAACUUGAGGGACAUCGCGGCUCUGGUGGGCGGCGUGGCCGAUCGCGGCGACGAGCAGCGCUUGCGGGAGGAGGACGGCAUUGUCGACAACCUCACCGCCUUUUACGAAGUGGUGGCAGGCUUCAAGGAGACGCUGCAUCGUCGCAGUAAGGGAAUCGUCAAGGAUUUGUCUUCUUCUUCAAAGAAGCAGACCAAGGAGCACAGCAGGGCGAAUCGGCUGUCCACAAGCUCGGGCAGUGAUACAUCGGACAAGGUUGUGGCCGAAACGCGAGCACAGCUUGCUUCCUCGGCCACGGAAGAGCUGCAUCAAAUGAACAACUUCUCCAUUUACUGUGUGUGGUGUGAAGCUAAGCUGAUCAAAGCCUUCUUCUCCAAGAUCGGCACCACAUUGGAAGAGCUUUCUUCUUCACAAGCCACCGGCAACAAACAGCUCACUGCCGCCUGGCAAACAGUCCAUCCGGUGAUUGAGACACUGGUGGCAGCUCUCGACAAAACCAGUUUUGGCUACUAG